Nezara viridula (southern green stink bug) is the source of this 375-nucleotide messenger RNA. NCBI's taxonomy places the organism in Eukaryota, Metazoa, Arthropoda, Insecta, Hemiptera, Pentatomidae. The record is from the annotation of a GenBank genome assembly.
UUGCUGCCCCACGUCAGCCACCAGGACAGCGGUCCGAGGAAGAGGUCCUUAAGGACUGACCUAAGGACGACAGCGGCGGAGAGGGCGGUGGCCAGGGUGGGAGCAGCUCAAUACACAGCAUCCCUGGGGCUCGUCCCGGGACUCCUUUCCCGCUCAGUCGUUCGCCUGCCUUCCGUGCUUGCUACUGUCCUUCGCAGUGCCAGGUCUUCGCCGAAGUACCGCUCUUGGAGGUAUCACCCUUCCGUAGCACUAGUGACUUGCUGUAGCGACCUCGACCUACCCGACGGUGGACGUAAACAUGAGCGGUGCACCGGGAGCCAAGGUGUCAACAACAACAAUAAACAACACGCCCUUGUUUCUCGCGUAAAACACUAG